Laetiporus sulphureus 93-53 is the source of this 1513-nucleotide messenger RNA. RefSeq lists its product as uncharacterized. NCBI's taxonomy places the organism in Eukaryota, Fungi, Basidiomycota, Agaricomycetes, Polyporales, Laetiporaceae. Bases 135 to 1379 code for a protein of 414 amino acids. The record is from RefSeq and is a predicted model, not a curated record. The transcript has 4 exons.
CGCCUCCGCCUGCGUUUGUGUCUGACUCUGUCUGCGUUCCCGCGCAUAUACUCGCUCUCGACUGUCCGUGCGUGGACUGCUAGCACCAGGCUGCUCUAUCUACUAUCGUCUGCCGCUCACACUACCGAUACACGAUGCGCAAAGGCUGCUUGAAGCAUUCGCCCCCGCAGACGCCGGAGCUCUCCCAUUCGCCUUGGACGACGCCGAGUGCAUCCGGGCGGACCUCACCUGCCCCGUCGCAGUGCGCGGGACCGUUCACCAGGCCGCCCCUCCGCAAGAACGUGUCCUUCUGCGAGGACUCGACGCUGGAGGAGGUAUUCUUCGCAGACGAGUGGGACCGCUCGCCUGCCCCUGUCACGCCCAAGCUGUCGUACUCAGACGUCCUCGAGCUCAAGCAGCUCCUCGUGUCCCUCCCCCGCGCACCACCCCCACCCCCUACUCCCCGCCAGCCGUUCACGACCUCCCUUCCGCGCGACUGCCAUACACCCUACGAACACUCUUGCUCCUAUCCGUACCCCUCGUCGUCGUCGUCGUCCUCAUCCUCAUCCUCGGCGGCAUCUUCCUUCAAGUCGCAGCCGUUCCCAUGCUCGCGCUUUGCGUCACAGCCCAGCCAGACGCCCGACCGCUGGAAGAACCGUUCCCAGUUCGCGCGGCCCAUCGAUCCCGAGAUUCUGCCGUACCUCGAAGCGGUGCCCAUCAGGCUGCUCCCGCUGUUGGACUCGUCUGCGCAAGAGCCUGAGCCCGAGCCGUCAAUACCGCCGCCGACGCCGGCGUCUGUGCGCGAGACACCCAAGGUGUCUUCGUUGGAAUCUUGUCCGAAUGCGGCUUGCAUGCCUGCGAACCAGCAUCACGAGCGGGACCGUCAGCCAAGUCCUAGCUUUGGUCCUGAUUCCAACUGCACCGUGACCCCUAGUUCUCGCUCUGAAGAGAUCUCACCUGCACCUUCACCACCGCUAUCAUCAUCACCACAUCUGCCGCCAGCUUCGUCCUCUUCCAGCAUGCCGUCUUCACAGGCCACAACACCACCCCCGCCAUCAUCGCAACCUCCACACACCCCGCCAUCCAUCACGCUCCACUCGCCCUCCGGCACACAGCGCUCGCCCGCCGUCCCGCCUUCACCCUCACCCUCACCAUCCCCAUCCAUGUCUCUUUCGCCGUCUCCGUCCAAACCACAUGCGCCUCUACGGCCACCGCCACUCCGGAUGAACAUGGCCUUCGUGCCGCUGCUGCCCGCGCAAGAUGCACCGAAGCCCGCGGAGAGUAGGAGGGAAGAGGGGAAGGAGGAACGGAGGCCGAAGAGGCAGAUGAACUUUGCGUUCGUGCCGUUGAUGGAGAAGCAGGCAGAAGAGCAUAUAGAGGGGGGAUGGUAUCUUCCAUGACACUGCCUUUGAGCAUGACUCUGAACAGGACCAGGACGCCCAGUCUGAGCAGGAGCUCGAGUCGUCCACGCCAUCGCUCUCCUCUGCGUCCGAUACGGACAACGACAACGACACCGAUGGCGAGCAGGGAAGGA